AUGUUACGGCGCAAAAGUUCUGAGGAGUUGAGCAAUCUUUCGCGUAACUCCUCUGCUGGCAGCUCAUCUGACAUGCUGCGCUCUACAUCCCUCGUGAACCUCAUCACGGGAAAGGAAGGACCACUGGAGGAUGACGACGCGUUUACCCGCCUCAAAUCUCAAAAGGACACUGUGUUACUGCUGGUAGAUGGGGUGAGGUUUCUGUUGAAGCGCAAGACUCUUCUCUCACAUCCGGAGACUAUGUUGGGAGGAAUGUUCGGGGAGAACAUGGAGCGGUUUACCAAGGAGAACGGAGAUGGAGAAUUCAAGAUAGACAGUGUUUCUCCGGAGAUAUUCAGAGCUAUAUUAGGGUAUUACGUGAACGGAGAGAUUAAAGUUCCUUAUGAUCUGAAUAUGUACGAGAUCAAGGAAGCGUGUGAUUUCUUCCUCAUCCCCUUCAACACCACUACUGUCGUAUCAGAGAACCUCAGUGCUUUCAUGAACGAGCUCUCUAACGAUGGUUCUCGGAGAAAGUUCGAGAGUUUCCUCCAGACUGAUAUAGUGCCCGGCAUGGCAGAGGCAGCAAUGAAGGGGGAGAGGGAGUGUCACAUAGUGUGUUUAAAAGAUGAUGAUAUCGUAGACUGGGACCCCGAGUACCCCCCUGCUGUGGGGGAAGACAGACUCUCUGUAGUGAAGAAUAACGAGAUUAGUCGCUUUCUCAAGUAUAUAGAGAACAGGGAGGUUGCUAAGACAGUGCUCCAGGAGAAGGGGCUGAAGAAGAUCAGACUGGGAAUAGAAGGGUUCCCCACCCAUAAAGACAAAGUUAAAGUUACCCAGGUAAAACCCAGGGGUGGUAUCCAGGUAACCUAUUUCUACGUUCAGCGCCCCUUCAUAGUGAUGAGCUGGGAGAAAGAGGAACACAGAUCACGACACGUGGACUUUGCUAACGUCUCCACAUCGUGUCAGUCACACAGAUCUGUAAACUCAGACGAGACAGUCAACCUUCCUCCGCAGAACCUCAAUGCAGUAGAUGAGAUAGAGUUAGUAGAACAGAGAGAUCAGGAGAUAUGAUAUAGAGUUAGUAGAACAGAGAGAUCAGGAGAUAUGAGAUAGAGUUAGUAGAACAGGAGAUAUGAAGUGUAUUAUCACGAGAUAAAUGUGAGGAGAGAAGCAAAUUAAAGAGCAGUUAUAUGAAAGAAAUGGAAAAUACCAGUACGUGCAGUACUCGCCAGUAUAGUACUUGAAUAUAUUGGGAUGUUAUAGUUGUCUUGUUUCUUACAUUUUCUGGAGGUUCUUAUUUUCUACAAUUUUAACGCUGUAGAGCCCUGUUUUUCUAGUAGGUUGUUUGUUUUAACUAUAGUUGUAUUUGGAAUAGAAAGGAAGCUUUUAAUUAAUACCAACUGGAUAAGUCGGCUUAGUAUUCAUUAAAUUUGAUCCCUCUAUCCCAAAUACAAACAUAGUGGAUGUUAUAUUCAAAGAUAAUCGAUAGAGCAACGAUUAUUGAGAAAGUUGCGUUUUAAUUUAAAGGAUUAAAGAGUUUGAAAUAUUUUUAUGCGAGUUAGAAAUUUAAGAUUUUAUUCAUGAAUGGGUAAUAAUUCUAUUUGUAUACUGUAUUUAAUGCAUCGUCCAUGGUCUCACAAAAUGUUUUAAAGAUCAUACCUAUGAUCAGUUAUGUGAAGAAAAUACCAACAUUUAAAUUAUAAAACUUUCAGUAAUUUUCAAUCCAUCAAUUUUCACAGAUUUUUGCAAUUUCGAGUCAAAUACUUGCAUGUUGUUGUAAAAUUGUUAUGCUGACCCAUAUUUCAAUCAUAUGAUGUCGAUGACAUUUGUUCCUAAA
Bolinopsis microptera is the source of this 1816-nucleotide messenger RNA. RefSeq names its product BTB/POZ domain-containing protein 10-like. The record is from RefSeq and is a predicted model, not a curated record. Gene Ontology annotation, cellular component: cytoplasm. The transcript has a single exon. Gene Ontology annotation, biological process: positive regulation of phosphorylation. Gene Ontology annotation, molecular function: protein binding. NCBI's taxonomy places the organism in Eukaryota, Metazoa, Ctenophora, Tentaculata, Lobata, Bolinopsidae. Bases 1 to 1050 code for a protein of 349 amino acids.